Dioscorea cayenensis subsp. rotundata (Guinea yam) is the source of this 1109-nucleotide messenger RNA. RefSeq names its product E3 ubiquitin-protein ligase RNF4-like. The transcript has 5 exons. The record is from RefSeq and is a predicted model, not a curated record. Lineage: Eukaryota; Viridiplantae; Streptophyta; Magnoliopsida; Dioscoreales; Dioscoreaceae. Bases 148 to 798 code for a protein of 216 amino acids.
UAUCUCUCUUUGUCCGCCCGCCGGAGCCCCAAAAGUAAUCGGAAAAAAAGAAGAGAAAAAAAUCUCACUUUUCGUCUUUCGCUGGCCGCAUCAUCCACUUUCCUCGCGAUUUCUAUCUAGGUUUUAGCCGAUCAAUCCAUUCGGAGCAUGAGCUCACGAGGAGCGCGGCAGCCGGCGAAGAGGGCAGGGCGGGUUACUCGCAGGAAGAUGGCGAGGGGGAUUGAUCUCAACGCUCCUCCGACGUUGGACGAACAUCAGCCGGUGGCGGCCCCUUUGCAGCCUUCACAGGGUUCGGUCUCUCAGUGGCCGGAGUUGGGGACUUUGGGAAGGUCCACUUGGCCGAUCGAUGUCGAAUUGAUAGAGGAUGACGUUGUGUGUUUGUCUGAGAGGAUGAAUUCCACCCAAGUUGUUUAUGGGAGAAGCCGGUCCAGGAGGAACGAGCCCGUGCAAGUUGUUGAAGAUGAUGAACCGCAGGUCAUUCUGGGAAGUUCAGCUACCGCAGCACUUCCUCAUAAUAAUAAUAAGCGUCGUAGAGUUCCACCAAACCCAACUGUAAUAGAAAGUGAUGAAGAUGGUGAAAAUAGUAAGAUAAAGCGCGGAAAACAUGCUGCAGAGAUUAAAUUCAGUUGCCCUGUGUGCCUGAAUACAUUGACUGAGCCAUCCUCGACCAUCUGUGGUCACAUUUUCUGCCAUGGCUGCAUCAGGCGUUCUGUCCAAACUCUCAAGAGCUGCCCCACCUGCCGAAGAAAACUCUCAAUGAAUAACUUUCAUCGAGUUUACCUUCCAGCUGCCGACUGAAGUGAUCCUGACUUCCGCUUGUUGGUUAUAUCCUGCACACCUCUCUAAAUCUCUGCAGCCUUACUUCAUUGGAGGAUAUAUUCAACUUGCAUUGCUUUUAGUUGCUUUACUAAUAUAUUUCUGGUAUUCUGUAUUGUAUCAAUUUGGGAUGCAUUGGUCUUUCAGAAUAUAGAUAUCUCAGAAAGCCUUGUUAUUCACUCAUUCCAUCAUUUGGUUGUGAAACUCCAUUUGUGAAUUUUUGUUUGGUGGUGGGUGAUUCAAGGCCUUGUUGUAGACCCAUUUUCAAUUAUGAAGCAAGUGUUUAUUUAUCA